GGGAGGAGCUUGUGUGCCCUCUUUAAGCUGCUGACUAUAAAUACAUUACUGAGAAAACCAGUUUUCGUGUUUCACUAUCUCGAAUUAGUAGCCAGAUAAUUUUCUAAAAGAUGUGGAAAUUCGUGGUGGGGUUCCAGCCCCAUCACAAAUUGCCCCGUGGCUGGGUGGAGGUGUUGAAGAACAUCUUUAAACCUUUCAUUCAAAGCCAACGGCAGCAACCUGCAAGAACUGCGAAUCAAGUUGCCAACCUAACAAAGGUCAUCCCUAAUAAAAACCAUCUGGUCAAUGAGGUCAAAAGGUAUUUCGGCCAGAAAGUUCUGAACUCACCGACGUUUUAUCGUGGUGAUACUUUGGCAGGCAGGGCACUCAAAAAGUACAGUGGUUUCUCUUUCAAGUCCCCUACUAAAUUUAGUGUAAAAUGGACUGGCCGACUGUUGAGAUUUGGGUUUGUUGGUUUCGUGGUGGCCAGCAAGGAUGAGAUAAACAUUUCGUUGUCCGAUGAUUCAUCAUGGGAUUAUAACUUUCCUGUUAGUGAGUUCAGUAGCAAAAGUUAUUUGCUGACAAUGGCCUUUGAUAAGAUCGCACUUGACUUUCAAGAUCAGACUGCGAACUUUGUCAACAGACACGACGACAACGGUGGUGAUUGUGAUGUCGGAAUUGAUGAUGAUGAUGAUAAUAAUAAUAAUAAUAAUGAUAACCCCACCCACUUGGCUAUCAAUCAUAAAAUGAUUGGGGAUGUUGGUGAUAGAGAUAGUGAGAGCGACGACAUUGUCGGUGAUGAUAAUGAUGUUAAUAAUAAUAAUAAUAAUGACGUCAUCAACAGCAAGAACAACAAUAAUAACAAUAACAAUAGUGAUGACAACAUCAUCAUCAAUGGUGAUAAUGAUGUUAAGGUUAAUAAUAGUUCUUCUUGUGUCAUUGUUUACAAGACGGGAAGAAAAGUCCAUAGCUGUGAUGGUAAUAAUAAUAAUAAUAUUGUUAACUUUAAUAAUUUUCAUAGUAACUUUCUGAAAGCUUAUAACAGUAAUAAUAAUAAUAAUAAUAAUAAUAAUAAUAAUAAUACUGCUACUGACAAUGUUAUCAUGAAGAAGUUGUACGAUUGGCUGGCUUUCAACCAAUCAAAGGAUUUGUUCAAUUCAAAAAUUUUUGGUGGAAAUAAUAAUAAUAAUAAUGUUUAUAAUGAUGAUGAUGAUAGCUUUGAGAUCGUUUCGAAUCCAGGUGAUGGUGAUGAUGAUGAUGAAAAUGUUAACAACAACAACAAUAAUAAUGAUGAGGAAGAAGAAGAAGAUGAUGAUGGUGGGGGUUAUGAUAAUGAUAGUCCUCUGGUGAAGAUGCUUGACAAAUUGCUAGAAAGGUGCAAAGCCCUUCAGCUUGAGAAUCAGCGUCUGAGGGAUGAGAAGGAAGUUCGUAAGAGGAAUGAUUUGGCUCUGAAUGCUGAACUGAGGGAGGCUCUAAAGGAGUUUGAUAAAUUUCAUUUUUCUGACAACAACAACAUCAACAGCGUCAUCAACAACAACGUCAUCAACAACAACAUCAACAACAACAACUAA
Molecule: messenger RNA, 1550 nt
Organism: Helobdella robusta
Lineage: Eukaryota; Metazoa; Annelida; Clitellata; Rhynchobdellida; Glossiphoniidae
Exons: 4
Coding region: 111-1550 (479 amino acids)
Source: RefSeq, a predicted model, not a curated record